Closterium sp. NIES-65 is the source of this 681-nucleotide messenger RNA. NCBI's taxonomy places the organism in Eukaryota, Viridiplantae, Streptophyta, Zygnematophyceae, Desmidiales, Closteriaceae. The record is from the annotation of a GenBank genome assembly.
AUGUACAGGCAAUCUCUAGGCGAGGGAGCGAGGGAGGGGAUACUAGCGGAGGAGCUGUGCAGCGUGACGUGGAGCUUUCGCUUUAAGCACAUGGACCUGCCGUGGAUCAGGAACCAUCCGUUCUGGUUGAACCUGCCGCCGCUGCUCCGCCGCUUCCACGCGGACGGCAGUGUGGUGUCCGGCACGCGCAACGACCCCAUCUUCGGCUCGCACGAAAACAUCUGGCGCUUCGUGCCGCACUCCAUCUCUCCAGGACCUGCCGCUGCUCCUACUGCUGCUGCUUCUUCUGGUGACAGUACACGGAGCAGCGAGGCCCGCGCCGGGGGGAACGGCGGGCGAGGUGGCGGCGAGGGGGCAAGUAGUGGUCAGGAGAGAGCAGGGGGGGAGGCAAGGUCAGCGCUGGGCGAAAUCGGGGAUGGAUGGGCGGUGGGGGGGAGAGGGGCUUCCAGUACAUGUGUCUCUGGCGCACCUGUGCCACAGUCUGCUGCCGUGCCUGCUGCAGCUGCAUCUGCUGCGCCCCCUGUGGCAGCAAUGCGAGUGCGCAUCAACCACUGGCCCGCGCUGACAGUGCUGAACGUGCCUUCACUGCUGCUGUCCGUAACAUUCCAGUUUCUGCCCUCCCUUCCCUCUCUGCUGUUGAUUGUGUGCUCUGAUGUGGGUGACGUAUGUGAGGCUGCAUAA